Messenger RNA from Abrus precatorius (Indian licorice), 1149 nucleotides. RefSeq lists its product as uncharacterized. The record is from RefSeq and is a predicted model, not a curated record. Bases 1 to 1149 code for a protein of 382 amino acids. The transcript has 3 exons. Lineage: Eukaryota; Viridiplantae; Streptophyta; Magnoliopsida; Fabales; Fabaceae.
AUGAAACAGGCAGCCGCAAAGUCAUCCCUGAGGAGGCUUUGUCCGAACAUAGAUAGAGAGGAUGGAUUGGAGACCGUUCUUGAAAUACCAAUACCCGAAGAAAUGUUUGCAACCAUGGGAAACAAUGUGACAGUGCGGUGGCAGAACAUGUUAUCAUGGAUGAGGGGUCAAACAGAGGAUAAAUUGGCAACCCCAACCGUUGCAUCACGCUUAAAUGAGCUUCGUUUUUUGCUUUACCUUGUUGGAUCUCCUCUUAUCCCUCUUCAGGUCCAACUAGGCCAUUCUGUCCAUCGACCAGUCAGAGAUUGUUCCAUUGAAGCAUCAACGGCAAAGUAUAUAGUGCAACAAUAUAUAGCGGCGACGGGAGGACAACCAGCAUUGAAUGCAGUGGAGAGUAUGUGUGUGACUGGGCAGGUGAAGAUUAGUGCAUCAGAUUUUUACGCGACUAGUGAAAGCAUUGAGGUAAAGAAAACCUCCGAAGAGAUUGGAGGCUUCGUUAUAUGGCAGAAGGACCCAGAUUUGUGGUGUUUAGAGCUCGUUCUCGCAGGUUGCAAGGUUUGUUGUGGUAGCAAUGGCAAGGUCUCGUGGCGCCAUUCUUCUAACCAACAAACACCCGUUUCAAAAGGUGCUCCUCGACCACUUCGUCGUUUUCUUCAGGGACUGGAUCCAAGGGCCACAGCUAAUUUAUUUUUAGAUGCGGCGUGCAUAGGAGAGAAAAUAAUCAAUGAAGAAGAGUGCUUCAUCCUAAAGUUGGAGACAAGUCCAGCAAUUCGUGACGCUCAAAGCGGACCAAACUUUGAGAUCAUCCACCACACUAUAUGGGGCUAUUUCAGCCAACGAUCUGGUCUCUUAGUUCAAUUCGAAGACUCUAGAUUACUUACAAUGAGAACCAAAGAUGACAAUGAUAUUUUCUGGGAAACAAGUUUAGAAUCGGUAAUUGAGGAUUAUAAGUAUGUGGAUGGAAUAAACGUGUCACACAGUGGCAAGACUCGAGUUACAGUUUCUAGAUAUGGUGAACAAUCAUCUAAUCAUAAAAGAGAAUUAGAAGAGAGAUGGAAAAUCGAUGAAGUAGAUUUUAAUAUACGGGGUUUAACUGCUGAAGGCUUUUUGCCUCCAUCCAACUUAGGAAAGACAUCAAAUACUUUGUAA